Messenger RNA from Gadus chalcogrammus (walleye pollock), 3417 nucleotides. Its product is annotated as puromycin-sensitive aminopeptidase-like. The record is from RefSeq and is a predicted model, not a curated record. Gene Ontology annotation, cellular component: cytoplasm. Gene Ontology annotation, molecular function: zinc ion binding; metalloaminopeptidase activity; peptide binding. Gene Ontology annotation, biological process: peptide catabolic process; proteolysis. NCBI's taxonomy places the organism in Eukaryota, Metazoa, Chordata, Actinopteri, Gadiformes, Gadidae.
UUUUGAAGUGAGAGGGGAGGACUGAAUCGGGGCAAACAGAGUACGGAUUUUUAUGUUGUUGGUUCUGGGCCGCUGGGUCUCACACGCAUUCAUACCAAGAGUCUCGACGUGCUUUCCAGCUCUGCUGCCGAGGACCAUUUUGCGUAACUUCAAUAAAAUCAAAUUCAUAGUUCACAUCCAUAGCGCCGUCUCCGUCAACGCUGUCAGCCCAAACAGAGCGACCAUGCCUGAGAGGAGGCCCUUCGUCCGGCUGCCCACUGACGUCUUCCCAGUCAACUAUGGGUUAUGUCUGAAGCCCGAUCUCAUUGACUUCACGUUUGAAGGAAAACUGGAAGCUGCGGUUGAGGUGACGCAGCCCACCAACCAGAUUGUGAUGAACUGCGCUGACAUCGACAUCAUCACAGCGUCCUUCGUACCAGAAGGGGGAGAAGAGGUCAACGCAACAGGGUUCAACUACCAGAACGAAGACGAGAAGGUCACCCUCUCGUUCCCCAGCACCCUCCAGAAAGGGUCGGCUAUAUUGAAGAUUGACUUUGUGGGGGAGCUCAACGACAAGAUGAAGGGGUUUUAUAGAAGUAAAUAUGCAAGUCCUUCCGGGGAAGUCCGCUACGCUGCUGUAACACAGUUUGAGGCCACGGACGCACGCCGGGCCUUCCCCUGUUGGGACGAGCCCGCCAUCAAAGCCACCUUCGACAUCACCCUGAUCGUGCCCAAGGAGCGCGUGGCGCUGUCCAACAUGAAUGUAAUCGACAGAAAGCCGUACCCCGAGGACGCCGGCCUGGUGGAGGUGAAGUUCGCCACCACACCCAUCAUGUCAACGUACCUGGUGGCCUUCGUCAUCGGAGAGUAUGACUUUGUGGAGGGGCAAUCGUCCGACGGUGUGCUGGUGCGCGUCUACACACCGUUGGGCAAGGCCGAGCAGGGGAAGUUUGCGUUGGAGGUCGCUAUCAAAACCUUACCCUUCUACAAAGACUACUUCAAUGUUCCCUAUCCGUUGCCUAAAAUUGAUCUCAUAGCCAUCGCUGACUUUGCCGCUGGUGCCAUGGAGAACUGGGGUCUGGUCACAUACAGGGAGACGGCACUGCUCAUUGACCCCAAGAACUCCUGCUCCUCCUCUCGCCAGUGGGUGGCUCUGGUGGUCGGACACGAGCUGGCCCACCAGUGGUUCGGAAACCUGGUCACCAUGGAAUGGUGGACCCACCUGUGGCUGAACGAGGGCUUUGCGUCCUGGAUAGAGUACCUGUGUGUGGACCACUGCUUCCCCGAGUACGACAUCUGGACCCAGUUCGUCUCCGCCGACUACACUCGUGCCCUGGAGCUGGACGCCCUGGACAACAGCCACCCCAUUGAGGUGAACGUCGGCCACCCGUCGGAAGUGGACGAGAUCUUCGACGCCAUCUCCUACAGCAAAGGCGCGUCGGUCAUCCGCAUGCUGCACGACUACAUCGGAGACCAGGAUUUUAGGAAAGGAAUGAAUGCCUAUCUAUUGAAGUUCCAGCAUAAAAAUGCAUCGACAGAGGACCUAUGGGACUGCCUGGGACAGGCGAGUGGGAAGCCAAUCGCGGAGGUGAUGAGCUCUUGGACCCAACAGAUGGGCUUCCCUAUUAUAGUAGUGGACCAGGAACAACAAGGAGACGACCGCAUCAUCAAGCUCUCUCAGAAGAAGUUCUGUGCCAGUGGACCACACACCGCCGAGGAGUGUCCCAGUUGGAUGGUGCCCGUCAGCAUCUGCACCAGCGACGACCCUAGCCACGCCUGUCACAAGGUGCUGCUGGAUGGAACGGACGCCACCAUCACCCUCAACAAUGUCCGGCCAGACCAGUGGGUCAAGAUAAACCCGGGUACCGUAGGGUUUUACCGGCUCCAGUACAGCACCUCCAUGCUGGAGAGUCUGCUGCCGGGGGUCCGGGACCUCAGCCUGCCCCCUGUCGACCGUCUGGGACUGCAGAACGACCUCUUCUCCCUGUCCCGUGCAGGGAUGAUCAGCACGGUGGAUGUGCUGCGGCUCAUGGAGGCCUUUAUCAACGAGCCCAACUACACGGUGUGGAGCGACCUGAGCUGCAACCUGGGCGUGCUGUCCUCCCUGCUCUCCAACACAGACUUCCACGAGGAGAUCCAGGAGUUCAUCAGGGACCUGUUCACGCCCGUGGGCCUUAGCCUGGGCUGGGACAGCAAGCCCGGGGAAGGCCAUCUGGAGGCCCUGCUGCGGGGCCUGGUCCUAGGGAAGCUUGGCAAGGCGGGCCACAAGGCAACGCUGGAGGAGGCUCGCCUCCGCUUCAAGGAGCACGUCGAGGGGAGGCAGGUCCUGUCUGCCGACCUCCGCAGCCCGGUGUAUCUAACGGUGUUGAAGCGGGACAGUGCAACACUGGACACCAUGCUGAAGCUCCACAAGCAAGCAGACAUGCAAGAGGAGAAGAACCGCAUCGAGAGGGUCCUGGGAGCCAUCUCCGCCCCAGACCUCAUCCAGAAGGUGCUCUUCGCCCUGUCGGACGACGUGCGGCCCCAGGACACGGUGUCUGUCAUCGGGGGCGUGGCCGAGGCAGCAAGAGGGCCGGAGGCCGCCUGGAAGUUUGUGAAGGACAACUAGGAGUUACACAACCGCUACCAGGGCGGCUUCCUCAUCUCACGCCUCAUCAAGCUCUCUGUAGAUGGAUUCGCUAAUGAGAAAAUGGCAGCUGAGGUCAAGAGCUUCUUUGAGAGCCACCAGGCCCCCGCGGCCGAGCGCACCGUGCAGCAGUGCUGCGAGAACAUCCUCCUCAACGCCGCCUGGCUGAAGAGGGACACCGACGACAUCCACCAGUACCUGCUGCAGCGGAAAGGCCCUCCUACCGUCUGAGCCGCGCCCUGCUUCUUCACCACCUCCUCCUCCUCCGCCCCCCUGCCCUGUCUAGCAGCCGGCUCCCUCUCUCCAACCCCCCCGCCACGGGAGAGCAGAUGAAACAGCUUCUUCUCUUUCUUUCUUUUCCUCUUUUGUUUUGCCUCUUCUUCAAAGAAACUGAUAUAAAAAGAAAAAAAAUAACUAACGCAAGAAGACCAACGCCAAGAAUUUAGCCAAGUAUUGGACACCUAGAGACUCUGCUGCUACAGAGAGUCCUCGCUGCUCCCAUUCUGCCCUCCCUCAACGCUAGGACACGCCUCCUGGGGACACGCCUCCUGGGGACACAACUCCUGACCAGACAACCGUCGGUGAUUUCACUAUACAGCACGCACAGACACACAUGCACACAUGGAACAUUCACACACAGACUAAAACAACACACACACACACACACACACUGCUAGAUUACUGCCCUGGUUCACUGGGCCUAAUGCAUAUCCACCACCAGUUGUUUUGGAAAGAAACUGAAUCCCGUGUUCUUCAUGCAUGAUUCCGUGUUUCUUUGUGACCUUUCUUCCAUUCUCAAUUUCAUGUCCAAU